UUCUGUAAAAAAAUCAGAGUAGCCCUUAAAACAUGAAGCUUGGGGACAUACUAACAUUGUACAUUUCUGUUGAAGAUCCGAAGCAGUACACUAUCUACGAGUAUCAUCGUGUGGAGAUUAACACAACGAAGAUUUUCAACGGAUCUGCUUUUGUGUUCACUCCUCUACCCACCUGUCUUCAGCACACAUCCUGCGAUCUCUGCCUAACAUCCAACUUGACAAGCAAGUGCGGCUGGUGCAACACACUUCAACGAUGUUCUGAUGGUAUCGACCGGCAUAGACAAGAGUGGUUCGAAUAUAACUGCACUGAGGAGGCUAAAGGCACAUGUGAGGACUACAACCCGAUACCUGAGGGAACGAUGAGCUCCUUCAGCCACUCCGCCCCUGGUCCAACAGAUUCUUCACCACAGCUCGAUGACCACUCGUUUACUACUGAUUUACAGACAACUCCUCCACAGCAUGAGGGGAUAACAGAGAACACAGCCAUAAUAGCAGGUGUAGUGGCAGCCCUGGUUCUGCUUGUAGUUUUGACCUUACUGGCCGUCUACUACAUCAACACGCACCCUACAGUUGCUCCACCGUUCUACCUCAUGCAGCGACGCACCAACAACUACUGGCCCUCUAUGAAGUUCCGCAACCAGGGCUGCGACUCCAGUUACGCUGAGGUCGAGCUCGGGGGUCAUGAAAAGGAAGGUUUCAUUGAAGCUGAGCAGUGCCUCUAAGGGUCCUGGAUGUGAACAACUGGGUCAGAAGAAGGACACCAUCUUGAAGACUGUAACGUUACUACAACAAGGAUGAACAAUGGACGAUCAGGCAGACCAGCGACACUUGGCAGCCGGACAGUGUUAACUUGAACUGCUGUCGUAGCUCGUUCUCUGUGUAUCUUGCUCUCCGCCAUCACACACGGAAGAGAGGCCAUAUCAUCCAAGAGGGUCUGAGAGGAAGCCAACUACACAGAAAUGAUGAGAUUCAAAUGUGUAACUGUACAAAACCUAUCGAUCCGAGGAGAUGUCAGGGAAUGAAUCGAACUAGCCUUCAUACUGCAAACCAGUGUACAGCUCAACCUUACUUUGUGUUUUUGUUUUUAUCCGGUGUAUGGAGUUGGUUUUCUUUUUUUCAUGAAACUUCUACGUGAGCAAUGAUUGGUUCAUAAAAUGUUAUAUCUUUGUGGACUACAACAGAUAUUUAGCUAUAUAACUGAUAAUGACUAUAAUGAUCAUCUUGAACUUGUCUGGAGAAAUGUGGAUUGUUUUGGAUUCAUUUUAGAGGCAUUGAGUUUUCUUUUAACCUUUCUGUUUAAAUGUCUUAUAAUAAAAGCUGGUGAUGAGUGUUGAUAUUCAUCUCUUUAGGAGUUAAACACAAAUGUUGCAGAUCAGAUACAACAGUCGUAAUGAU
Molecule: messenger RNA, 1395 nt
Organism: Paralichthys olivaceus (Japanese flounder)
Lineage: Eukaryota; Metazoa; Chordata; Actinopteri; Pleuronectiformes; Paralichthyidae
Source: RefSeq, a predicted model, not a curated record